AUGGCUUCAGAUAUUCCCAAAGUUGUGCCUUUAACUUGUCAUGGACACUCUCGUCCUGUGCCCCAUAUCAGUUUUUCGUCCACGGUUGAGGACGAUCAGUACUACCUUGUUUCUGCUUGCAAAGAUAACAACCCUAUGCUUCGGGAUGGAAUUACCGGUGAUUGGAUCGGCACGUUUCUCGGACACAAAGGAGCGGUAUGGCAAGCUCGCCUGUCAACUGAUGCCAACAUAGCCGCAACUGCUGCUGCGGACUUUUCUGCUAAGGUUUGGGAUACCCACACAGGCGAAUGCCUCCAUACCCUCCAGCAUGCGCACAUCGUCCGAGCGGUCGCAUUUCCCCUCCAACCCUCCCCGCAAGUCCUCGCAACCGGCGGCUACGAGAAGAAACUCCGAAUUUUCGAUUUGACCCGCAGCGGCGGCAGCAACAGCUCCUCCCCAACAGCCCCCUCAGCGCCCACAGCAGAAGAUGGCUCGUCCUUAGCAACAAGCUACGAAAUCGGCCCCGGCGCCCACGGCGGCACCAUCAAAUCCAUCAUCUGGAACCGCGACUACAAUAUCCUCACAACGGCCGCGGACGACCGCAAGAUCCGCUGGUGGGAUCUCCGCUCCCGCCACCCAGUCGUUGAGUUCUCAGUCGAAGGAAACAUCGGCAGCUGCGAACUCAACACCCUCGCAACCCGCCCCAAUGACACCGGUAUCCUGUCUGUCGCUGCCGGAAAGAGCGUCUACCUAUUUGACGGCCAUGCCCCAGGGAGACUCCUCAAGAAGCUCGACUUACAGUAUGAGGUUGCCAGCGCAGCGGUGAAUAAUGACACUGCCCGGUUGGUGACUGGUAGUGCGAACGAUACAUGGGCGCGUGUGUACGACCUGCAUACGGAUGAGGAGCUAGAAGUCCAGAAGGGCCACCACGGCCCAAUUUGGUCAGUGAGCUUCUCGCCCGACGGUAAACUAUACGGCACGGGUAGUGAAGACGGUACAAUUAAGCUCUGGAAGGCAUGCAGAGAGCCAUAUGGCCUGUGGCGCUGA
Messenger RNA from Aspergillus mulundensis, 1026 nucleotides. Its product is annotated as WD40 repeat domain-containing protein. The record is from RefSeq and is a predicted model, not a curated record. Gene Ontology annotation, biological process: spliceosomal snRNP assembly. NCBI's taxonomy places the organism in Eukaryota, Fungi, Ascomycota, Eurotiomycetes, Eurotiales, Aspergillaceae. Gene Ontology annotation, molecular function: RNA binding; protein binding. Bases 1 to 1026 code for a protein of 341 amino acids. Gene Ontology annotation, cellular component: SMN complex. The transcript is spliced from 6 exons.